AAACCAGUUUGCAUUGUUCUGAGAAUAGGACCCCGUUGCUUAGCAACGACUGUCAUGACAAUAAAAACAAAUUAAACGUCAACAAGUUGGAAAUCUAUACGAAUCUGCUUGAAUAGGAGGAAAACUUUAAAUAAUUUGUGUGUAAUGUGUGUGAAAUGUCUAAAGAAAACGCGAAUCUACGGUUGCUGGGCUCGCCGGUGAAUUUAUCGUACAGAAGUAAGAAGAAGGACGACAGAAAAAACAUACGGAAUAGGCCAAGAUCUGCGCUUCAAAAUUCUUGUUUCACACCGGAUAUCCAAGAGAGUUACAAGCGGCCAUUUUCUGCAGAUGAAAAAGAGAGAGUGCCAUCUACCAGGACUUUCUUCAAAACAUUCAGUGCAGAGCUCCACGACUCAUAUAACAACUCGCCUGCCACUAUCAAAGUCUUACCGCCUACAGCACACUUACUUGGAGACACCAAAAUAAAUAACAAGCAAUAUGCAAGAAAAGACAAAGACUUAUGCAGCAAUGCCUCUGACUAUGGGUCUGAAGACACUUUCAUUAGUCUAGGAACAAAGAUCAAAGCCAAAGCACAACUUAGCCCUAACCCUAAGCCUAAAAACAACAACCAAAGAUAUCUUAAAUAUCGUAACAUAGCCAGAAAAGGCCGCAGAACCAUGGAUGCUCCUGCAAAUGAAGAUAAAGCAAAUAACUAUGGGUUAGAAGUUAAAAUAAUUGAGAAACGACCACAAUCACCAUCUAAAAGCAGAGAUGGUAACACUAGAUGCUUGACACCUACAUUUAAAACUAGCGCGUAUGAAUCAUACUUUGUUCCAUUGGAACCUGACGCGCAUAAUCCUUUAGCGGGCAGGGUUUCAUUUGGAGAGAAACAAGACAUAGAAAACGCCAUCGAUGUAUAUUCUAGACGCCUCAUGCAAACUAAGCAACAGUUGUCUCUAGUUGAAGAGGAAUCUACGCAAGAUUUGGACAGUGUGCCAUCUAAUAACCUUAUAAGUUUGUCUCCGGAAAAUUCUUUAGAAGAACUUAAAAAUAAAGACGCGGACGACACAGAAGGUGAUCUAACUGGUAGAAAUACUUAUGAUGUUAAUGAAAAAGAAGAGUAUCCUAAAGCGUCUGAUUACAUAGCUGAAGCUCGGACUUACAAUAGUUUCUAUGAUGAUUUUCGUUCAUGUUCUGUUGACAAUCAUAAGUCCAAGUUGUCUAGCACGAUAGUUAAUACUGAUUCCUCAUCAAAAGAUUCAGGCUACCCUAGCAGCGCUAAUGAUGAGAAAUGCUACAAGCAAUUAUACUCCUUACCUACCACUUCGAUUUUGAGGAAAUCUAACUCUGAUAAUAAGAUUUCUGAUCAACCUAAAAGUCUCGAUAGUAUUUCUACGGCGAGCAACAAAAAAUGUCCCAAAGCAUGGAGUGAACCUUUAAAUCAUAGCAGAUUGCUGUAUAAAGACUUUUUCUUAAAGAAAGAAGGGCAUAUAGCUGUGCCUCCUACUAAUUCUCCAAUCCGACCUGCAAAACACACAUUCCCAAUUCCUGAUGGAAGCAGUGAUACUAAAGAAAUUGCAAAAACAGACAAAAAAGAAAAUUUGGAAUAUCCCACAUAUCUCCUUAACAGUACUACUAAAGCGUACACGUCCAAAGUUAUUGAAGAUUACAAGAAGGAAUUGGAAGCUAUUAACAACUUACAUGAACUUACUAUAAAAGAUAUGAAAUCUGAUGCAAUUUCUCCAACUCCAUUAAAUAUUGACAAAAUGUUUGAGCAGCAUUCAAACCUUCCCGAACAAAAAAACACUCAUUCUAAUGCGAAAGAUGAUGAAAUCAGUAACAGUAAUAAUCUAGAUAUUAGAAAGAGAAACGUGUCCAAAUUAACAACUAAAGAACUUAUACAGAAUUAUUUAAAAGUAAAGGGUGGGAAUACAAAAGAAUUUGCUAAAAAUCUAAAGAAAUUUGAGAAUAUUGAAGCAAAGCAUAACUGGAAUAAUACAAUAGAGAAACGCAGUGCACCAGUGGCAAGAAAUUUGACUCAAAGAAAUAUGUUCACGAUUAGAACCCCUAUGAGUGCCAGAAUAGAGGGAGUCAAUAAUGACAAGGACAUAGAUUCUUGGAUGUCUCUUUCUGCACCUUCACCUAGUGCUCUUCAGUUAGAAGAUGUAGACCCAUCUCCGUUCUCAGAAGAUAAGAGUGAAAAUGAACCUAAACCAAUUGAACAGACGGUUCAAAUUCAAGAAUCUGAACCAACUCCACGUGUAAAUCAAGAAUCAGUGAAACCAAAAGAGUUGACUUCAAAUUCAACUGUUUUGGAUAUAUAUUCGAUGUUGAAAGACAUUGAAAGUUUCGGGGAGAAUCCAGUGACGUCUGUUACUAAUGCCAAUGUAGUGGAAACUCCACAGAAAGAAGUCAAGGAGGAAAGAGAAUUUACGCCUAAGGAUAAUUUUAUGGAAAUCUUCGAAUUUUUGGAAAAAGUUGAGCAAAGCGCCAAUGAUGCUCUAUCUGUUGUGACCAGCUCUACUCCUCAGACUAUUCCUAAAUUGGAGGCCCUACUAAAGCUGCCUCACACCGAAAUAGCACAAAGACUAGUAACGGCUUCGCUGCAACUCGAGGAGCGUUCGUGCUGCAUUGCCCUACUGCAAGAGAGCUUGACCAAUCACAAGGAACAGAUGAUCCACAAGGUGAGCAAUCUGGAGAAACAGUCACUCCGUAACAUCAGCAGAGCGAAGGCGGAAUGUGAGGAGGCUAUUAAAAGGCACCAAGCUUUCAUUGACCAACUAAUAAACGACAAGAAGACCCUCAACCACCGAAUAGAGCAGUUAGUGGACGAACGCCGCUCGCUCGAAGAGCGCUGGAAACGCUCCGCUCAAGCUCUGGAAGAUCGCUACAAGCUGGAACUCCGGAAUCAACACGAUAAGAUGGCUGCUGCACAACAGGUAGCGAGGCAACGUUGGGUCAGACAAAAGGCAGAGAAAAUUAAGGAACUAACUGUAAAAGGCCUAGAAGGCGAGCUCCGUGAGAUGGCAGAACGGCAACAGAAAGAGAUAGCGGAUCUAAAGAUGCACCACGCAGAGCAGUUAGGGCGCGCACAAGCCAAACAUGCUCAAGAGUUAGAGGCCCAACGAAGAGAACUCGAGGGGGAGAGGGAAGCUGCUCUAGUGAAGGAACGACAGCUGGCCAGCUCCAGACUCGAGAAGCAGAUUCUCGAAAUAGAGCUGACAUACCAGGAGCAAAGAACCCGAUUGGUAGCAGAAAUGCGCGCUGAGAACGAACGCGUCGCUUCCGGCCUGAGCGAGAGAGAGAAGCAACAGAAGGAAAGUUUUGAGAAAUGGAAAGAAGGGCAAGAAAAGUUGCUUGAAGAAAAGAAACGACAAAUGGAACAAGAGAUAGCGAAGGAAAGAGAGAAAAUGCAGGAAGAAAUGAAAUUAGACAGAGAAGAAUUAGAACAAGAAUUCGAACAGCACAAGAGAGAGUUCGAAGCCGAACAACAGUUGGCACUCAAGAAGAAAGUGACGGAGAUAGCAGCACAGCACAGGCGAGAGCGAGAUAGGGAGAUCGAGCGUGCUAUAGAGAGAAUGGAGGAAGAAGCUCAAGCGGGGCGUAGAGAGCUGCAGGAGGCUAUUAGGAGGAAUAAAGAACAGUACGAAUGCGAGCUUCGUGAGCUAGCAGAGACGGAGCAAGCGACGCUGCGCCGGUACCAGGACGCGGCGGCGCGCGUCCGACAGGCGGAGGAUCGGUGUGCUGAAUUAGAAAUCACAGUCACGCAGCUGGAAACUAGAAAUAAAAUUCUUACUGAGAAAAAUACUCAACUCGAAACGGCUGCCGAACAAAUCCGAUCGACCUGCGAGCAUGCGUGGGCGCAGCGCGUCGAUACGCUGAAGAAAGAGAUGGAAGACAUGAAGAAAACGCACGAAGAGCAGAUGCACCAGCUUUAUGCCAAAGUAAAAGUGGCUGUAGCACGAAAGGAUUCCGCUAUCCAGGCUUUAACGCGCGAAACUGCCAAGUACCAGGAGAAGAUAACCAUGUUAGAGCAAAAACUACAGCAGCAGCGGAAGGAUUUCCUCAAACAAAAGUGAACCUUAAUACCCAAAAUUACAGUUAAUUAUCGCGUGACAAUGCAUAAAAUAGUCAAUGAAACCGGAUAAAAAACCAUACUGCAGCGAAAUCUGCAAAAGCAGCGCAAAAAGAGUAAAUAAAAGUGAACCUUAUCGCCCGGAGUAUGUAUGUACGUAUGGUUUAAUAUUGUAUGAGACAGGAUUUAUGCUACGAAAAGACGAAGUACCGUCAGCAGCAAAAGUCUUAGGUAAUGUAAAGUUCACGUUCUUGCUCCCCUUACACUGAACUAGUGUAGAAAUAAUUUUAAAGACUAAGUACUUUCUCAAAUAUUUUUGUUUUCUGAAAAAAGUGGCAAGAAAAAUUACUUUAAUUCAGUUCGUGCCUGCUAUUUAAAAAUGUAAUCUAAAUAUAAAAACCAGUAUGGUUUUAGAGUUAACUGGCGUCCUAACCAAGGUGACAAUCGUUUGCGCUUCGCCAUCGAAUCGCUUUGUGUCUCUCUAUCAUUCUUACUUAUUAGUGUGACGGUGACAGGAGCGUUAGCGAUUGGCAUGUUGUGUACUGGUACCAAAGACAUAUGUACCUUCGUAUAAGACGAAUAAAGUCUAAGGAAAAAACUGGGCAAGUGCGAGUCGGACUCGCGCACGAAGGGUUCCGUACCAUAAUGAAAAAAAAAAACGGAAAAAAAAUGCAAAAAAAACGGUCACCCAUCCAAGUACUGACCACGCCCGACGUUGCUUAACUUUGGUCAAAAAUCACGUUUGUUGUAUGGGAGCCCCAUUUAAAUCUUUAUUUUAUUCUGUUUUUAGUAUUUGUUGUUAUAGCGGCAACAGAAAUACAUCAUCUGUGAAAAUUUCAACUGUCUAGCUAUCACGGUUCGUGAGAUACAGCCUGGUGACAGACAGACGGACGGACGGACGGACGGACGGACGGACGGACGGACGGACGGACGGACGGACGGACGGACGGAUGGACGGACGGACGGACGGAUAGCGAAGUCUUAGUAAUAGAGUCCCGUUUUACCUUUUGGAUACGGAACCCUAAAAACGUGCCUCGGAAUUCAAGUAAAAGUCAUUCUCGAAUAGAUGCCGCACACACCUUUAGCCUAUCCUCGGCUAGAUGGCGUGACGACACCGUUUCAUAUUUAACAAUUUUAACACAUAGAUAUCAGUGAAUGAACAUGGAUCAAAAUGAUAUAAAAAUAAUAAAAUCAUUUAUCCAUAUAUGUAAAUUUUUUGAUAACUUUAUACGUUUUCAUUUUGAGUUUUAGUCGUGUGUCGAUAGAUGGCAGUAAAUUUACAGUGACUACAAAAUUAACAAUGACAGGACCCCUCUAUACUAUCUAUUAUUUUUGCUGGUACUGUGCCUGGUAUUUUCACUGAGUGUAUAAUUUCGCUUAGGCUUAAUUCUAUGUUUAUGAUCUCAACACGCGUGAUGGCAAUUUACACUAGACUAGAUAUACUAUUUACUACUUUUAUUCUUCUGUUAACUGUAUAUCGGUGGACCUUAUGCCUUUUUUAAUAAGGUCCACAUGUACAGUUAGGAGUGUUGCUGUUUGUAUGUAUUAUAUAGGUAAUUUAAUUUAAUUUAUUAAUUAUGUUAACUGUAUACUAUCAUAAUUUCUAGAGAUGUCUAGACAUGAAAUUUAUCUUUAGUAGAAACAACAAAAAAAAUAUAUAUCUGAUGGGACCGUACAAGCACUCACAUCCGACCGCAGUUUUUGUGUUCGGAGUGUUUUAAGGCUUUUUUUUUAUUAUUAUUUUCAACAGAAAUGUAUGUGUAAUGUAUGUGUUAUUACGUAGUGUUAAGGUUUUGAUUGUUUCUGAUUUCGCAUUGGAUACAAACGAUGUGAUGUGCUUGUCAAUAAAAAAGAUGUAAUAUAA
This is a messenger RNA of Cydia splendana, 5918 nucleotides long. It is a transcript of the gene dila, whose product is annotated as centrosomal protein of 131 kDa. Gene Ontology annotation, cellular component: centriolar satellite. NCBI's taxonomy places the organism in Eukaryota, Metazoa, Arthropoda, Insecta, Lepidoptera, Tortricidae. The transcript is spliced from 16 exons. The coding region runs from base 156 to 4058 and encodes 1300 amino acids. Gene Ontology annotation, biological process: regulation of centrosome duplication; intraciliary transport involved in cilium assembly; cilium assembly. The record is from RefSeq and is a predicted model, not a curated record.